Molecule: messenger RNA, 2527 nt
Organism: Cucumis melo (muskmelon)
Lineage: Eukaryota; Viridiplantae; Streptophyta; Magnoliopsida; Cucurbitales; Cucurbitaceae
Product: scarecrow-like transcription factor PAT1
Exons: 2
Coding region: 637-2277 (546 amino acids)
Biological process (GO): regulation of DNA-templated transcription
Cellular component (GO): nucleus
Molecular function (GO): sequence-specific DNA binding; DNA-binding transcription factor activity
Source: RefSeq, a predicted model, not a curated record
UUACUAUUUCUGCAAAUGGGUUUCGUUGAAAAUGGGGAUGUCAGGCCUAAAUUUGCUACUGCUCUCUUUUUAUGCUCUGUUUUCUCUCUUGCAUUUUUGUGGAGGUCGAAUUGUUUUGCUGUUCGUUUGCUUAUAGUUUCUUACUUUCAGAAGUGGGUUUGGAUUUUAUAGGGAUUAUAGUAGCUGGGAUCGGAUUAAAGGUAGAUCUUAUAAAAAAAAAAAAAAAAAAAACAAAAAAAAAAACAAAAAAAAGGAUCGAAUUCCACUGUAUAGGUUUCAUGUGUGAAUAGUUAUUUAGCUCUUCCUGUUUUUAUUUAUUUAAUUUUAUAAAGGUGACUGAUGAUCUGGUGGGGGAUAUAGUCGAAUACGUGGAAAGGUAUAAUCAUGAGUCACCGAACUAAAUUAAAAUAUUCCGGGAUGCUUUUUGUUUUUAUUUAAUUGCUUUUCCUAAGAAAUCAGAAGUUUAAUCUCUCUCAACUUGUUUGAGCGAGUGUAAGUUUCGAUGAUUUUUUCGGGGGGUUGGAUUUUCUAUCAGCUUUAGAUAAAGGUUUAGAACAGCAACUCUUGGAGCAAGGAUCUUGAAUACUAUUCGCUUCUGUAGAGAUAAAACAGUCUCUUCACUACAAAAUUUGUAAAAUGCAAGCUUCUCAGCUUCAUAGAGGUUCACAUAUGGCAAAGAGGUUAUGUUAUCAGCCACUUCAGGAAGUGGAUGCCUGCUACUUCUCCCAAUUUCAAUCUUUAGGUCGCCAAUUAUACUCCAAUGUUGGCAACCAAAGAGCUCACUUCAAUUUUCAAGACAUCGGUGAUCAGUACUGCACUCUGGAGUCGUCCUCAGGAAGCCACGGCUAUGCAGCUCACAACUCGACCUCAACUGUCACUUUCUCACCAAAUGCGAGUCCAGUAUCGCAACAGGAUUCUCGUUCAAAUCCUUCUGAUCAACAUAAUUCCCCUGACAAUACGUAUGGUUCCUCAGUAAGUGGAUCCAGUAUAACGGAUGAUAUUAGUGAUUUUAGGCACAAACUACUGGAAUUGGAAACUGUGAUGCUUGGCCCUGAUUCUGAUGUGAUAUAUAGUUUUGAUAGUAUCUACCAGGAGGGGACGGACAAUCCAGAGAUGGGAACUUGGGGACAAGUGAUGGAUGCUGCUAUUACUAAAGGAAACUUGAAAAAGAUCCUAAUAGCUUGUGCUAAAGCUGUAUCAGAUAAUGAUGCAUUGAUGGCACAAUGGCUUAUGGAUGAGUUGCGCAAGAUGGUGUCAGUUUGUGGUGAACCGAUGCAGAGGUUGGGAGCUUAUAUGCUGGAGGGGUUGGUUGCACGGUUGGCUUCCUCAGGUAGUUGCAUCUAUAAAUCUUUGAGAUGCAAGGAACCUGCAAGAGCCGAGCUCCUCUCGUAUAUGCACCUUCUUUAUGAGGUUUGCCCAUACUUCAAAUUUGGAUACAUGUCAGCAAAUGGUGCCAUUGCAGAAGCCAUGAAAGAUGAAGAUAGAGUUCACAUUAUUGAUUUCCAAAUUUCUCAGGGUGCUCAGUGGGUCACUUUGAUUCAAGCAUUUGCAGGUAGGCCUGGUGGGCCACCUCACAUUCGUAUAACUGGUAUAGAUGAUCCUGCAUCAGCUUAUGCUCGUGGAGGCGGGCUAGAUAUUGUUGGGAAGAGACUUUCCAAGUUAGCAAAGUUAUUUAACGUGCCAUUUGAGUUUCACUCCGCUGCCAUUUCUGGCUGUGAUGUUCAGCAAAAAAAUCUAGGCAUUCGCCGAGGGGAGGCUUUAGCAGUGAAUUUUGCAUUCAUGCUACACCAUAUGCCAGAUGAGAGCGUAAGCACCGAAAAUCAUCGAGAUAGGCUAUUGAGGCUGGUUAAAGGUCUGUCUCCAAAGGUCGUGACACUUGUUGAACAAGAAUCCAACACAAACACGGCUGCCUUCUUUCCUCGGUUCAUCGAGACACUAGAUUACUACAAUGCCAUGUUUGAAUCAAUCGAUGUUACUCUUCCAAGACAGCACAAGGAGCGAAUUAACAUUGAGCAGCAUUGUCUAGCCAGGGAAGUUGUCAACAUACUAGCAUGUGAAGGAGCAGAGAGAGUGGAACGACACGAGCUACUUGGAAAGUGGAGACUGCGAUUUGACAUGGCAGGAUUUACACCUUACCCAUUAAGCUCGUUGGUGAAUGCUACCAUCAAAACGUUAUUAGAUAACUAUUCUAACAGGUACAGACUUGAAGAAAGAGAAGGGGCUUUGUAUUUAGGGUGGAUGAAUAGGGAUUUGGUUGCUUCCUGUGCAUGGAAGUAAAAAAAAUGUAACAUGGCCAUACAAGAAUUAGCUAUUGAAAACCAAGGGGGAAAUACAUGGUUCUUUUCUGCUUCAUUAGAUGCCGUGACAAAAAUUACACGAAAUGUGUUUCCAAGACAGGAACUUUCCUUGCUUGGCUGAGCUAUAGUUCAAUUCUGGUGCAAACUGCAGGGCCUUGAAAACUUGGACUAUGUUUUUUAGUUUGAUGUUUGGUUAUAAAAUGCAAGCUGGGAUAACCAUGGUUAACUUA